This is a messenger RNA of Cuscuta europaea, 1273 nucleotides long. NCBI's taxonomy places the organism in Eukaryota, Viridiplantae, Streptophyta, Magnoliopsida, Solanales, Convolvulaceae. The record is from the annotation of a GenBank genome assembly.
GUUAUUAUUAGACAUAAAAUAACUAAUAAUAAAUGUUAUUGACUAAAAUAGGACUAAAAUAUAUGAUUAAUGCAAGAAUAGGACUACUAUUUUUUUUAUUCCCAAAACAUGAGUGUUUUCUAUUUUAUUCUCACUUUAUCCUUUCCUCUCACGCACACACCAACCAUUUUCUCUUUCUCUCUCUCCUCUUCCUCUCUUCUCUCCCCCCUCUCUUUUCUCUUCACGCAUCAAAUUAGAUCUGCUCAGAGGUAAGUUUCGAAUUCCUCCUCCUCUUCUGCUUCUUCCUCCUCCAGCCUCCUCCUCUUCUUCUUCUUCUUCUUCUUCUGCUUCUUCUUCUUCGUCUUAUUUUUCUCAAUCUUCUUCUUCUUCAUUGUUCCACUUCUCCUCUGUUUUUUUAUUUGUCAAAUUUUUUUAUAUAUAUUUCGACAAUUUGUAUUUAGUUUGAUAUUUAUGUUUUUAUUUUUGAUUAUUUUUGAAAAUGAAAAUGACAUUAUUAUUAUUUUCCCAAAAAAUACCAUCUAUUGAAAGUUAAUUUCAGAAUAAUUUCAGUACAUUUAUAAUAUUAUUUCCGUCAAGAUGGCAAUAAUGACAAUGAUGAAUGCUAUUUUUAUGGAACUAAAGAUACAAAGCUGGCAAUAAUACUCUUAUGAAAGACAUUAAUGCCAUGUUUUGCAAAUUGAAAAUGUCAUCUUAUUUCUGUCAGGAUGUCAAUAGUAUCAUUAAGAUGGCAUUACAACUGCAAGAUGGCACUUGUAUGACAAUAUUAUCAAGUCACAAAUCAGAUCACAUAUUUGGUGGCGGAUGGGUGGCAGCAUCGCUGGAUGACGUGGAAGAUGAAGCGACCGGCGGCGACGUCGGUGGAGGCAGCCAUCAUUGACACCAGUGGAUGGAGGCGGCAACGCCGGUGGAGGCGUCCAGCGGUGACGCCGGUAGAGACGGAGAUGACGUCAGUGGAGCCAGAGGCAGCAUCGACGUCGCCAGUGGAGGCAGCGUCCCCGACGUCGCCGAUGCAGGCGGCGACGACAGUGGUGCUGGAGAUGGUUGUGGUCCUAUGGCAGAGGCUGCAUCGUAUGUUAAGACUGCUGUCAUUUUUAUCUCUAUUAUUUUAUUUGCAUUGUUAAUAAAUACUGAUUUAUUCAUUAAGGGUAGUUUUGUCUAUCUAACCCUUUUUAGUCCUACGGAACAUAACAUAACAUUACACUCCUAUUAUUGAACUUUUAAUAUUAUUUAGUCUUACUUGGAGAAUUAUCUCCUAAUAAUAAUAACUAUUCUG